Vittaforma corneae ATCC 50505 is the source of this 1689-nucleotide messenger RNA. RefSeq lists its product as uncharacterized. Lineage: Eukaryota; Fungi; Microsporidia; Nosematidae. Gene Ontology annotation, cellular component: cortical actin cytoskeleton; cell junction; cell projection. The transcript has a single exon. Gene Ontology annotation, biological process: actin cytoskeleton organization. Gene Ontology annotation, molecular function: actin filament binding; calcium ion binding. The record is from RefSeq and is a predicted model, not a curated record. Bases 1 to 1689 code for a protein of 562 amino acids.
AUGGACGAGCUCUCUUCUGGAAAUUGGAAAGUUGUGCAGACAAAAACAUUCACAAAAUGGGUAAAUAACAAGCUAAAGAAGGCUGGCUUUGAUACCAUCGACAGCCUUUUUGCUGAUUUGUCCUCUGGAAUUGCCCUUGUCAAUCUUCUAAAUGCAUUGGGAAAAGUUAUCUCCAAGUACAACACUAGCCCUCACUCGAGAAUUCAGAAGAUGGAGAAUUUGAAAAUAAUUCUUGACUUUAUCAAAGAACAGAAUAUUGCACUUGUGAAUAUUGGGCCAGAAGACAUUGUUGAUGGUGAUCAGAAACUUAUCUUGGGACUUAUUUGGACGCUAAUUUCAAAAUUGUCUAUUUCUGACAUUCUUACUAGCGAAUUCUUCACUAUGAAAGAGGAAAUAUUAAGCUGGGCUCAGAGAGUCACGGAGGAGUAUAAGAAUGUGAAGAUUGAAGAUCUUUCAUCCAGCUGGCAGGAUGGGCUUGGAUUCAGCGCAAUAAUCCACAAGUUCAGGCCCAAUCUUAUGCCUGAUUUUCAUUCAAUGGAUCCAAAAAAUAAAUAUGAAAACUGCAGCAAGGCGUUCAAAAUAGCCGAAGAACAUCUUGAAAUACCAAAAUUAUUUGACCCGGAAGAUAUCAUUGAUGUUAUUAGGCCUGAUGAAAGGAGUGUAAUGACAUACUUGUCACAGUUCUACCAAAAAUUUCUAUCUGAAGAGCGACAGAUUGCAGCUAAGGAUAAGCUCAAGAACACACUCAAGGCCAUUGAUUGGUCUAUUGAGGCUAGAAAUUCAUACGAAAGAAAGGCUGAAGCGUUUUUAAAGGAAAAGAAGAUCGUACAUGAGAAAGUGAGUGCUUUAUCAUCUAUUUUGAAGACCGUCGUUGAGGAGCUAAGGAAAAUUCAGGAUACAAAUACAGACUUGAUUGUUCAGUCUGCAGAGCUGCACUUACUUUUGAAUGACAUCCAAGAUGUUCAUCAGCUGAUGAGUCUGAAAAGCUACCAUCCACCCGAAAGGCUUUCUGUUGACAAAAUCGACAUGUCAUACCUGAAUGUUUCUAGCAUCCUCGAUUUGAACUCCAUCAAAUGCGAAGUCUCAGAGUUUGAAAAUACAGAGGCUCUUGAACUUGUCAGAGUGAAGGAUAUUUCUAAUCAAAUUUACACCAUAUCAGACAAGGAGUCACAAAUAUUAGCUGUUUCAUCUAAUGAGCCGAAGUUUAAUCCCGUGCAUCUAUGUUCGCUAUCAAAGCAGAAAGCUGCCGACAAGCUUAGAGAGUUCUUUGAAAGCAAAAAGGAAAAGCUUAAGAGGUUCAUUGAUCUGAAAAAGGCAUCUGAUCUGAUGAUUGGCGAUGCCAAAAAGAUGUUUAAAAUCAAAGAUGUUAAGAAAUCGGGGCUGAUUAGUAUUUCUGAUUUUAAAAAAAUACUCAGAGCAUUGAGAUUCGAGCCCAGCUUGGUAGAGGACAGUGUUGCCUCGAUGGAGGGAUCGAUAUCUAGCGAAAAGAUGGAGGAUGUCCUUGUUAGGUUGAGUUACUCAAAGAUGGUCAAGUCUCAGAUUGUGAAUGCAUUUAAGGAGAUUGGGAGUAGUGGCAAGUUAAAAUUGGAUAGCCUACUGGCUAACUAUAGCAUCAAAGGGCUAGCUCAAAUUGUUGGCGAAAAUAAUGAGAUUGAAGUUGAGAAGAUACUGGAAAUGGUUGAUGAGUAA